Molecule: messenger RNA, 1338 nt
Organism: Linum trigynum
Lineage: Eukaryota; Viridiplantae; Streptophyta; Magnoliopsida; Malpighiales; Linaceae
Source: the annotation of a GenBank genome assembly
AUGCUUACUUUCUUCCCAUUUCAAGUCAGGGAGUGUGAUGCUAUACAGGUAGGUGAGCAAGAUGGGUUCAAUCACAAUCAUGCAACGUAUUCCACUAUACUGCACAAGCUCGCACGAUCCAAGAAGUUUGAUGCUGUCGAUGCAGUUCUCCGUCAGAUGACCUAUGAGACGUGUGAUUUCCAUGAGAGCAUGUUCCUCAAUCUUAUGAACCAUUUCAACAAAUCCAUGUUGCAUGAUCGAGUGCUAGAGAUGUUCUAUGCGAUUCAGAAGAUUACUCGUGUUAAGCCCUCUCUCAAAGCUGUGAGCACCUGCCUUAAUCUCUUGAUUGAAUCACAGCAGGUUGAUCUGGCCAGAACUUUCCUUGUUAAUGUGAAGAAGCAUCUGGAUUUGAAGCCGAAUACUUGCAUUUUCAAUAUCUUGGUUAAGCAUCACUGUCGGGUUGGAGAUCUUGAAUCUGCUCAUGAAGUGAUGAAGGAGAUGAAAAUGUCGAAGCUUUCUUAUCCCAACUUAGUCACCUACUCAACUCUCAUGGAUGGUCUUUGUCGGCUUGGCAGACUCAAAGAAGCAACAGAUUUGUUCGAGGAGAUGGUGUCGGAGCAUCAGAUUGUACCUGAUGCUCUUACGUACAAUGUAUUGAUAAACGGAUUUGUUCAAUCCGGAAAAGUUGAUCGAGCCAGGAAAAUUAUGGAGUUCAUGAAGAGCAAUGGAUGCACUCCAAACCUAUUCAACUACUCGACCCUAAUGAAUGGGUUCUGCAAGGAAGGUAAAGUGACAGAAGCCAAAGAGGCUUUUCAGGAAAUGAAGACUGUAGGAUUAAGACCUGACACAGUUGGUUAUACGACACUGAUUAAUUGCUUAUGUAGAGGCGGAAAAACCGACGAAGCUCUGGGGUUACUUCAAGAGAUGCAGGAAACACAGUGUAAAGCCGAUGUUGUGACAUAUAAUGUAUUGCUGAGAGGGUUUUGUGAAGAAGGAAGGUUCGCUGAUGCCCUAGGGAUGCUAAAGAAGGCAACUUGUGAAGGGGUUUACUUGAACAAAGGGAGUUAUAGGAUUGUUUUGAACUGCUUGUUGAAGAGAGGUGAAGUGGAGGAAGCUGCUGUGUUCUUGGGUUUGAUGCUUGAUAAAGGAUAUUUGCCGCAUUAUGCGACUACAAACGAGUUGUUGGUGAAACUAUGUGAGGAAGACAGGGCGUAUGAUGCAGAGAUGGUGUUGUCAGGGCUGACGGAAGCUGGAUUCAAACCUGGAACCGAGUCUUGGUGUUGUUUGGUCGAGUUGGUUUGCAGAGAGAGAAAAUUGCUCGCUGCAUUUGAGCUACUUGAUGCACUGGCUGGAGGGUAA